GCCAGUUCGGGUGAAAGAUGUAGUCAUAACCACACCCUCGGUAAUAGAGAGGGGUGUGGCAAGUGCGAGGGCGUUAUUAUUUUUUUAUUUUCUUUUUCUUCAAUAGGGAUUUUGCACAGAGGAAAAAAUUUAGUCUGCAUGUCAGGACUGAUGAGCGCAAAACGGAGCCAAAUAAUGCAGAGGAGAUGAGCAGUGUGUAAUGUGCAGUCUAAGAACCUCAGGCUUUUUAGUAAUCCCGGUUUUACAUUAAAAAUGUUCUUGCUAGGGGGAUUUUUCAGCCGCAAAUACCCAUAAUUUGGGGUUAGGUUAAUAUCACACAAAGGUGUGAUACGCUUUCUUUAUUAAUUCCCACAACUGUAAACAUGAAAAGGGUGCUAACAGUUUAGUUUCUGUCGGACUACAUUUCCCAUGAUUCCACACCGGAACUGACAAUUCUGCCAGGAAACAUGAGGAGAGUGACCCGGCGACCCUGUGAGGAUGGCCCGCUGCUGGAAGAGCAGGAGACCGAGGGCCAGCGGCAGCUGCAUGGCCUCUUGCUGCAGCAGCUCCACACUGACGUCGACAUUGAACGAUGUGUAGCCAAGAGGCAGUGCUUUGCCCCAGCGGCGCUUUAUCGGCCGUUUGGGGAGCAGGCAGCGGGAGUGAAGAGCCUCUCCCAGUUCCAGGCCCUGCAGGAUGGGGAGAAGGAACUGGCCAGCCUGCGGGAGCUGGGCCUGAAUGACACUGAGAUCCAGCUGUGGCAGAGCAGAGAUGCACCAGAGACAGCAGAGAAGUCCCAUGGUGUGUGUGCAGCUCCAGGUGCAAAGGAAGAGCGCCUGCAGGCAAUUAAAGACAAAAUCGCCGCCCGGAUGGAGCUUCUGUCCCGCCCACAACGCUUUGCGUCCAGCCGGCCGCUGUCACGCCGGGAGAUGGAGAUUGAACAAGCCCUGUUUCAUGGGAAUGACCGCCUGGGUUUCCUCACAGCACUCUAUCAUCGAGAUGAAGAUAAGAAGGAGAACCAACAGGGGGCAACCUCUGACCCACUGGACUCUAUCUAUAGAGAAGUUCUCAGGGAGCAGGAGGUGAAACAAGCUUCACAACAGAAAUCUGAGGGAGAACCGACAGGCGCACCGCACACAGCUGAAUCUGACCAAUCACAAAACUCACAGACAGACAGAAAUCAAUCGAGAGAUGCUUCUGACAGUCCGUCAGACCUGCAGGCUGGAAACAGUCGCUCAUCCAUCCAGCCAGACUCAGUUUCAGACACCUCAGAUCAGCAGCACAUUGAAAACAGACCAGAGCAUCUGCGACUGGCUCCUCUGAGACAGAUUAAUAUAAGCCAGCCAAUCAGCAGCCUGUGCGGAGCAGCAAAGGCGGGGCCAAGCAGACCACUCACUGUGACGGGGGAGAUUGAGACAAUUACAGAUGAAGAAAUCCUAAAGAACCGGGAAUCAGAAGAAGGGAUCCGGAGCAUUCCAAGGUUCCGAAACUACCAGCCGGGGAAACCCUCCAAGGUCCUGUGUGUGAAGAACUUGAGCCCACAGGCGUCAGUGGCCCAGCUGGUGGCGCUGUUCUCCAGAUUUGAGAGGAAGGACGGGCCCCCGGUGCUUUACCGGGUGCUGACUGGGAGGAUGAAGGGUCAGGCUUUCAUCACUCUGCCAGAUGCUGAAACGGCCCAGAAUGCCUUGCAGUUAGUCCACAGAUACCGGUUGCUUGGGAAACCUUUGGUGGUCGAAUUUGGCCGUGAACGACAGGAAGAGGAGAAACAGAAGGAGAAGGAAGGGCAGGAGGAGAAGAAAUAAAAAAAAAAAACACAAGAAAAAUGUUUUUUAUGUAAAUAAGACUGUUGUGAAUGGCAGACUAAAACUAAUGUCACAGUGAAUUUAUUUUCUGUGGAUAUAAAUUUGGAUUCUUUGGCUUAUUAUUAUCAGCAGCGCCUGUGUGUCAUUUAUUUUGAUAAUUAAACGUAUUUAAAUGAUCCAGAAUCUUAAAACAUCCAGUAACACAAAUCUGUUUCUCGGGAAAAGCUUUUUGGUUUUCGAGUCAGCUCAAGCAUCUGCUUCACGUCACAUGAAGAGACUUCACAUGAACUUGUUUCAUGUAUAAAAACACCCUUCAUCAUUUCACAUCAUUACUGUAUCUACUUUAGAGUUUAUCAAAUGUUGUCUUUCUAGAUUAUUUAAAGCAAUAAUUAUGUUAUGACUUGUAGCAAGAUUGUUUUGAAAUGUCUUUGCAAUUUUUUUUUUGUGAAACUAACUGAGCAAGCAGUCCUAGUCGAUGCAUGCAAUCCACAGUUUUCAGCUUAUAUACAUUUUCUUACAGCUGCUUUAUUUUCCACUGCAGUUUAACAUGCAGGGCUUCUGUGAAGGUUUCGUUAGUGUUUUAGGUGUGAGUUCACUGCUGUUCCAUAUGUGGGCACUAGAUGGAGCCAUUCAGUCAUUAAGGUUAAGAGAAGUUGGGUAUGAAGCAGCAGCUUGUUAAGAGACUUAAAACUAAAAUCAAGGUUGAAAAAAAUUAACAUUUUUGUUAACUUAAAUAAAAGUAAAAACUAGACUUUAGAAAUUGUUUUAUAAAACUAACAAAAAUAAAAGAAAUAUGCAGGAAACAAUAGUUUUAGUCUCUGUCACAGACAGCAUGUGGUAUGUUUACUUUGAGGUGCUA
Messenger RNA from Oreochromis niloticus (Nile tilapia), 2640 nucleotides. RefSeq names its product RNA binding motif protein 41 (gene rbm41). Gene Ontology annotation, molecular function: pre-mRNA intronic binding; U12 snRNA binding. Lineage: Eukaryota; Metazoa; Chordata; Actinopteri; Cichliformes; Cichlidae. Gene Ontology annotation, cellular component: U12-type spliceosomal complex. Bases 447 to 1781 code for a protein of 444 amino acids. The transcript is spliced from 7 exons. Gene Ontology annotation, biological process: mRNA splicing, via spliceosome. The record is from RefSeq and is a predicted model, not a curated record.